AUGUCAUCCGCCGUUGUGCACAGCGACGACCUCAUGGAGCCCACGCUCCAGUCGGUGGUGAAUCAGAAGACCUUGCGCUGGAUCUUUGUCGGCGGUAAAGGAGGUGUCGGCAAGACUACGACUUCCUGCUCUCUUGCAAUUCAGCUUGCUAAAGUUCGCAAAUCUGUCCUCCUCAUCUCCACCGACCCCGCGCACAACCUUAGCGAUGCCUUCGGUCAGAAGUUCGGAAAGGAGGCCCGGCUGGUUGAUGGAUACUCGAACUUGAGCGCUAUGGAGAUCGACCCUAACGGCAGUAUUCAAGAUCUCCUGGCUAGUGGUGAAGGCCAGGGCGACGACCCUCUGUCUGGUAUGGGUGUUGGUGGAAUGAUGCAGGAUCUUGCGUUCAGUAUCCCCGGUGUUGAUGAAGCUAUGUCUUUUGCCGAAGUCCUGAAGCAGGUCAAGUCGCUGUCCUACGAAGUUAUUGUGUUUGACACUGCGCCGACCGGUCACACCCUCCGCUUCCUCCAGUUCCCUACUGUCCUAGAGAAGGCUCUCGCCAAGCUGUCGCAGCUGUCCUCUCAGUUUGGUCCCAUGCUGAACUCGAUCCUUGGUUCUCGUGGUGGUCUGCCCGGCGGUCAAAACAUCGAUGAAUUGUUGCAGAAGAUGGAGUCUCUGAGGGAGACUAUCAGCGAGGUCAACUCGCAGUUCAAGGACGCUGAUCUGACUACCUUCGUCUGUGUUUGCAUUGCGGAAUUCUUGUCCCUCUACGAAACCGAGCGCAUGAUCCAGGAGCUCACAAGUUACAACAUCGAUACCCAUGCCAUUGUGGUCAACCAGCUCCUGUUCCCCAAGCAAAGCAGUGAGUGCGAACAAUGUAAUGCACGGAGGAAGAUGCAGAAGAAGUACUUGGAGCAGAUUGAAGAGUUGUAUGAAGACUUCAACGUGGUUAGGAUGCCAUUGCUGGUUGAGGAAGUCAGAGGCAAGGAGAAGCUUGAGAAAUUCAGCGACAUGCUUGUGAACCCGUAUGUACCCCCGGAGGGCAACUGA
Aspergillus luchuensis is the source of this 1026-nucleotide messenger RNA. RefSeq names its product ArsA family ATPase (gene GET3). The coding region runs from base 1 to 1026 and encodes 341 amino acids. Gene Ontology annotation, cellular component: GET complex. Gene Ontology annotation, molecular function: ATP hydrolysis activity; ATP binding. Gene Ontology annotation, biological process: post-translational protein targeting to endoplasmic reticulum membrane. The transcript has 3 exons. The record is from RefSeq and is a predicted model, not a curated record. Lineage: Eukaryota; Fungi; Ascomycota; Eurotiomycetes; Eurotiales; Aspergillaceae.